CACUCCUCCACAACCCGGUCUGUCACAGCUCCUCUGGACUUUACUCUGAGCAGGAUCAAACCUCGUUGCUAUUAACGCAGGAUGGAUGUGAAGCUGCUGGCAGUCGUGGCUGCGCUUACUUUCUUGACAUAUGCGCCUCCAUCACAAGCGAAGCCCCUCGGUAUGGUGGAGAGAUGCUCCUGCCGUUCAACAGUCAAUAACCUCCCUCGAGGCCACAUCCGAGAGCUCAAGUUCAUCCACACGCCCAACUGCCCCUUCCAAGUGAUUGCCAAGCUGAAGACAAACAAAGAGGUGUGCGUGAACCCAGAGACCCCAUGGUUGCAGAGAUACUUGAAGAAUGCCAUUAAGAAGAUGAAGCAAUACAAACCGGGCAACUAAAACACCUGCCGAGAUAUUUCUGAGGAUUUGGACCAUCAUCACAGAUAUAUAACAUGUAAUAUGAAAACAUCUGGAAUGAUGUACAGCACUUAUCGUGGCUGCCACGCUGCAGCCUCUUGCAUGGAAUUAAUCUACAAGCCUUCAUUAUCACCACCAAUCCACCAGCAUUGUCUCCGUCUUCACCAUCGCCACGCUCACCGCUUGUAGAGAUGUUAUUAUUGCAAAGUGCAAUUAUAUCUGUGAGUUUUUGUCUUUCUAUCUAUAAUGUAUAUACUUUUUUUUUGUUUAAUGGGCUUCAACAGUAAAUGUCUAUUUUCACAUCUGGCCUCUCUGUCAUGUAGAAGAAAAGGAUCAAGGUCAAAAAGGUUAAAGGGGGAGAGAUGUAGGUCAGCAAGAGGGUUUUCAGAGAGGGAUCAAAUAUGAGUCAAAAUCUCACUUGCAAGUAGCAGAGUCCUGUAGUCUGCUGAGUCAGGAGACUAUGGAUUCAUUCAAACUAGUUCUUAACAUGGCAUCUGCUUAUCCUUAUUGCUCCUUAUUUUAGAUUGUACAAAAUGAUAAACAGCAAUGUAGAGUCUCUAUUCUAAAAGCUGAGCAAUGGGCAGAGCCACACAGUUUGCCAAGUUGUGUUUCAAGUUAAUUGGCCCCAUGGAAUUUCAAUGGGUGCCAACUACCCCCAGACUGAAUAUAAGAUGCAUACAAGAUCCUAGUAAAAAUGGCAAUUACAAUGUUUUUGUGAUGGAAAUUAGGAUGCCAAAAGAGCCCGGGCAUUUCCUGAGCUGUUCUGCGGCUGUGAUUAUGCGACCCUGUUACCCAACAUGUCUGUUUUUUUUUCUUUUUUCCAUCCUUUGAGAAAAGCUGAACAUCUGGAUCCAAAACAGAUUUUAAUCGAGCGACCAAUGAGAAGAAAUUUACUGGAAUCAUAAAGCUUGCUGUCAGUUCGUUAAGCACAAAUCGUGACACUAACUAAUAGUGGUUAGCAGUCUUACGAAAUCAGUGCCAGAAAUAUGAACACAUGUUAGCUAGAUUCUGAUUAAUAGCCAAUUUGAAAGAAGGAUGUACAGCAAUCUGAACAACACUAAUCACAUCAAUAGUUAGAAUACUGUAAAUAUUAUGUGAGGUAAUUCUAGCAGUAGCAGAGAAAUUAGAAAUACCAUUACUGACAAUGAGUAGAGAUGUACAAAGACGUGACUACCUACAAUUGUCAUGCAGAUAGCAAUGCACUUUAUAUCUGAUGUGUUCAUAUUUUAACAAAAAACACAAUACUCACUAAGCCUGAUCAUUAAAUUCUGUCUUUUAUCUUUAUGUUUUAUGUUUAUCAUGUUGUUUUCUAUUCUGUUCCUUUUGAUUGAUGAAUGUAUAGCUGCAUUUAACUGUUGAAGUCAGGGAGAUGUCAUCUAUUCAAAAUCUCCUUGUCAUGUGUAAGAUUAAUAUUAUAUAAAUGUUCUAUUUUUGUACUCUUUUAUGCAUUUAUAUAUUAAAUCCAAACAUAUAAAUGAAGAAACUGUACUCUCACAACUGAGCCUUGCAGCCAACAUUUUUACUGAGACUUGUAUACAGUUGGUCAGUAAAAAGGGGAUUUUUGUUUUGUUAUGGUUACCAUGUUAAUGUAGACUUUCCUACUGUAUAUGUUUUAAGUCUUUUAUAAUCAUAAAUACCCGCGCUGAUUCACACUCACUCAUGCACAAACAUACACACACACACUCGGUUAAGACAAGGUAAACACAAUGACUUCACAGCUUUACAAUUACGUACCAGUGCACUGCGGGUCAGAGGGGCAAGCUAAAGACUUUGAUGUGAGAACAUGUGUUUAGCUUUACUCACAGGGAAAAAAAUAAAAGGCUUAUUAUUGUUAUUUAACUAUUAACUCAACAAGCAGCCAUUAGGAAUACAUUAGAGCUAAAAGGGAUGAACUUUUAACUUCCCUGUAGGGGCAUUAUGCAAGGCGGAGCACAGUAGUAGCUGUAAUGAUGAGAGUGAUCCACUGAUUGAAACAUCAGGGCAAGAUAAAGCGCUGUGAGUGGCAAUUCUCAACCCAUUUUGGGCUAAGAUUAGCUUUGAUGUCCAGAAUGCAGAGUCAGCAGCACUCUUUUGUGAGAUAAAGCCAUUGAUUCAUCUCUGGUGUCCUAUUUUGGCGUGGAAAUAUACAGAUAAAAUCACUGUGUGAACUGAUUGUGUUAUAUGUUAGAUAUUACUGCGGGAAUCUACAGGUAGCAACAAGUAUUUCCCUUUUCUAGUAAUGUGAAGAUUAGGCAGCUUCUCCUUUGAGACAUUUAAUCUUAUAGAGGACAGAUUCUCAUAUCUUACAAUGUUAACCAUGUGUAUUCUGAAAUGGAUCAUUUUCAAAACAUCUGUACUUUGAUUAAACUUUUAAA
Messenger RNA from Scomber japonicus (chub mackerel), 2750 nucleotides. It is a transcript of the gene cxcl12a, whose product is annotated as chemokine (C-X-C motif) ligand 12a (stromal cell-derived factor 1). Lineage: Eukaryota; Metazoa; Chordata; Actinopteri; Scombriformes; Scombridae. Bases 82 to 378 code for a protein of 98 amino acids. Gene Ontology annotation, biological process: positive regulation of cell migration; chemokine-mediated signaling pathway; immune response. Gene Ontology annotation, molecular function: chemokine activity; chemoattractant activity. The transcript is spliced from 4 exons. Gene Ontology annotation, cellular component: extracellular region. The record is from RefSeq and is a predicted model, not a curated record.